Bombina bombina (fire-bellied toad) is the source of this 193-nucleotide messenger RNA. Its product is annotated as small integral membrane protein 4-like. The transcript is spliced from 2 exons. Lineage: Eukaryota; Metazoa; Chordata; Amphibia; Anura; Bombinatoridae. The annotation marks the transcript as partial. The record is from RefSeq and is a predicted model, not a curated record.
UAUGUCAGGCAGAAGUAAAAUAGGUUCCAUCCUUACCCUCAUCCCAGGGAAGCAGAGAUUUGGCAUCUAUAGGUUCCUCCCAUUCUUUGUUAUUCUGGGAGGUGCCAUGGAAUGGUUCAUGAUCAAUGUGCGGAUUGGCAAGGAAACAUUUUUAUACAAUCUUUUUAAGAGAACUGCAUGUAAUAAACACUAC